This is a messenger RNA of Aspergillus chevalieri, 1050 nucleotides long. Its product is annotated as phosphoglycerate mutase family protein. The record is from RefSeq and is a predicted model, not a curated record. NCBI's taxonomy places the organism in Eukaryota, Fungi, Ascomycota, Eurotiomycetes, Eurotiales, Aspergillaceae. The transcript has 4 exons. The coding region runs from base 1 to 1050 and encodes 349 amino acids.
AUGCCUCUGGACACAAUAUACCUUACCCGUCAUGGCCACCGUCUAACCUUCACCGUCGACCCCAAAACCGGCAGAUACCACUCCCAAUUCCCAACACCCACCCAUAACCCAGCAGACCCGACCUUAACCUCACACGGCGUGCAGCAAUCGCACGAACUCGCCGCGCACCUCUCCAGCCCGGGAUUCCACCCGAAGCCGUUUCGAAUCUACUCGAGUCCGUACUAUCGAUGUCUGCAGACGAUAAAGCCGACUGUCGAGAAGUUGCGGGAGCUGCAGGUGCUGCCGGAACCGCUACGACUGGGAGGGAAAAUACCGGAUGAUUGGGAGGAUGGGUUGUUGCGUGUGAAGGUUGAGGAUGGGGUUGGCGAAUGGUUCGGCCCAACAUCCUGGUUUCACCAUCCUACGCCCGAACCCCCCGAUGUCCUCUCAGGACACUUCCCAAACCUCCUGUACGAAAACAUCAAUGGCGCCACAUACAAACCGGUGCUCGAGCCCUCUACCCGCGGCGAGACAAUCGCCCAACUGCACCACCGUAUUGCCCUGGCAUUGACCGCCAUCAUCGCAGACCUAGACCUCCAUAUCUCCCAUGAAGAACGAGAGCUACCCGAAAGUGAACGAACGAGCAAAGCAGUCCUGAUAUGCUCGCACGCCGCGCCAUUGAUUGCAAUGGGACGGGUGUUGACGGGGAAUAUGCCCGAUGAUAGCGGGGAGGAAGAUUUCAAUGUGUUCACGGCGGGGCUGAGUACGUUUAAGCGGAGGGGCCCUACUGCUCCCUUGACUGGAGCUUUUGGUGCUACGGGGCAUGUCGAUGAGAGUGAUGAAAGGGCGGCAAAGAAGUUGGUGGCGCCUGGGACGACGAUGCUCAGGCCUCGGAUGAAAAGAGUGCCGGAGUGGGAGGGGGGAAGGGGCGUUGGGGGUGGUUGGGAUUGUGUUGGGAAUGGGGAUUGUAGUUUCUUGAGCGGUGGGGCUGAGAGGGGGUGGCAUUUCAAUGGCGACGAGUCGUUUGAUCCUGCGCCUGUCUCGGAUGAGACGCCUGCUACGAAGUUAUGA